AUGAGACUGCUGGAAUUUGGGCACAUUUUGAACAAAGAACAUCAGUUAGCAAGUAAAGAUGAGAAGCCUAUAAAAGGUAUUGUUCUCAGCUCAGUAUCAGAAUUCAGCAUCACAGAUGUACCAUCUAAGGACACCAAAAAUGACAGAAAACUGUCGGACUCUACUACAUCUUCAUUAUCGUCACUUCAGAAAUGUGGAACACAGUUCAGCUACCUUGAAGAUAAUGCAUCAGGCCAUGAAAGAGACAGUAAUGAUGAAUGUGCCACCCUCAUCCUGGCCUGCUUGUUCUGCCAGUUUUGGGAGUUUCUGUUCAUGUUGCCCGACGUCUGUGAAAACUGGCUGAUCGAUAUGUGCUGCCCUUCCCAUAGAUAUCGCCAAACAUCAAGCGAUGCACCCAACAACAGCGAAUGCAGCUGCAGUUCUGACCUUGACUGCAGCAUCCUUGAGUCUUGUCAUGGAAGUGGGGAAUGUCUUGAACUGGCUCUGGAAAUCUCACAAGUCUGUUAUCACUAAAGUAAAAGUACAGGUGGGGUUCUCUCAAACCAUCCUUGGGGAAA
Candoia aspera is the source of this 557-nucleotide messenger RNA. It is a transcript of the gene MDFIC2, whose product is annotated as MyoD family inhibitor domain containing 2. The record is from RefSeq and is a predicted model, not a curated record. NCBI's taxonomy places the organism in Eukaryota, Metazoa, Chordata, Lepidosauria, Squamata, Candoiidae. The transcript is spliced from 3 exons. The coding region runs from base 1 to 513 and encodes 170 amino acids.